This is a messenger RNA of Ostrinia nubilalis (European corn borer), 1809 nucleotides long. RefSeq names its product novel acetylcholine receptor chaperone. The coding region runs from base 262 to 732 and encodes 156 amino acids. Gene Ontology annotation, biological process: chaperone-mediated protein complex assembly; positive regulation of protein localization to cell surface. The record is from RefSeq and is a predicted model, not a curated record. Gene Ontology annotation, cellular component: endoplasmic reticulum. Lineage: Eukaryota; Metazoa; Arthropoda; Insecta; Lepidoptera; Crambidae. The transcript has 4 exons.
CAACACAAUUUCAGUCGGUAUGGAUUUUUUCGCGCCGGCGCGAAACGUGUGCAAGAUUUCUAUGAACCCAAUUUCCUGAAAUUGAUUUACAAUAUUUUUUACAUUUUGUAACAAAUAUGAUUAUACAUGUAAUUAUCUUACAUAAAUAUUAUGUUUGUCGGAGAGAAUAAAUGUGUGAUGAUGAUAAUUACGUAAAGUUCGUCUAUGAUAGGAAAUAUAAAUGUUUUAAGUGUAUAGUGUCGUCCAAUUUACGUUUGUAAAAUGGGCUCUAUCGUGCUAAAAAGUUUAUCUAUCCUUUUGGGGGUGUUCUUCAUAUUCGUCGGUAUAACAAAGUUGACUCCAUUUAUAUCAAAGGAAUUACACAAAGACUUAAGAAAAGAAUAUGUAAGAUAUGCCAAAGUGUUUCCUCUAACGGAGACGCUGGACUUCAAGUUGCCGUCAAAAUGGUACCGGAGGACAGUGGGCGCUCUCGAGAUAAUUUUUGGAUUAAUUCUAGCAAUCAUUCCCAGCCACAAACUAAAGAAUGCUGCGAACAUAGGACUGGUGACGCUGAUGAUCCUGGCUGCUUACUCGCAUAUCAUGGUGGGGGAUCCAUUCGACAGAUGCGCACCAGCUCUGGUAUUCUUCUUCAUGCUAAGCGGAAGAUUGGUCGUUUGGUACCAGACCAGCCGCCGUGAAGAGCUGGAGAGAGCAGCUGCAACUCAGAACGGGAAUGGGCUCAAAAGGGAAUAAUUUUAAUAAUAUUAUGUUACUAUCGUUCUGUAGCUGAUAUUUAUUUAAUUUUUCGUAGGAAAAUAUUUUGAAUCGCACUUAUUUACAAUGUUGAUUUAUUUACUUUCAUGUAAAUAUACAAUAUUGUCGCUGAUGUCAUGACAAAAUAUUUACACCUAACACAAUGGCUAAAGACAUGUUUCAUACAUGAAAAGUUAUUUUUAUUUAGUACUAAUCAGCUGUAUGUUGCAGCCAACAUGAAAUUAAACAGGGUUUUGAACUUUAUUUAGUUAAAUUCUUUUGAAUUAUUUUAAAUUUAUCCAUCACCUUACUGUGAUUAUCCUAGUCAAAUCAUGUUAACUUCUUUCUAGUCAGUAUGCGUAGUUCAAACUUGAUUAUAAUGUCGAGCAUCUGGUAAGCUAUAAUUAGAAUACCACAAAAAUACCAUUUAGACACCAACUAGGCGUAGCCCGACCGGAGCGCGCGAAUAAAUAUUUUGUACCCAAAGUGAUAUUAAUUUAAGCGACUUGUGCUAGGUUCAUUUUGUAUAACUAUGUAGACGUGGUGUCUAACGUAAAUAAUUUGUAUUGUAGGUUUAUAAGUAACUGCCACUGCUUAAAAUAAAUAUGUGUACUAGUAAUUUAUCUAUAUUAAUACUUAUCACGACAUUGGUCACUGAAUAUAAAUAUUGUUUGCUCAAUAAUAAAAAUAUAAAAUUUAUCAUGACAAUGCUUUUUAAUAUUUUAAUUUAUAGAUUGAACAGAUACUAGCGAAUAAGCUUCUAUUUAUAAUAAAGUAGGUAGACCAUCAAUGGCUUCCCCAAAUUAUUAGAUUGCGAUAACAAAGUGGUCAACAUUAUCCAAAUCAUAAUUAAAAUACCGUUUGCUACUUUUAUUAAAAUUAACUUUUGAUGCAAGUAUUUCAUAAACGUCAUGUAACAACUUCCGAAUGAGGCUAUUAAUUCCGCAAAACACAGAUGCGUGAAACUGUGUUUGCCUUUGUGUAAUUUUUAUCUCAUUGUUUAUGUGGUGUGUGAAUUAAUGUGUUUGCCGAAUGUUGUGUGAUGGUCAUUGAAUAAAAUAUGAGAGGUACAUUUUA